UUUGUAGAAUCUAUGCCAAGAUGCAUUGAAGCUGUUCUGUCUCGUGGUGGCCCAACGCCCUAUAAAGACACUAUGUUGGCGUUUCCUUUAUUUUGGCAGUUACCUGUAUAUCUCUGUAUGGUGGAAAACUCUUAUUUUCGUCUGUUAUUUUUUACACUCUCUUUCAUUCCUAAUACCAGUUUUUCAUCAACACACACAUAAAGACACACUUUUUUUUUUUAUUCCACACCACAAUCAGUAGUCUCACUGUUGGUAGCAACAGGUGCCUGUUCCCUGAGUAAAACCCAGUAGAGUGCCUCUCACUUCUUGUUACUGUAAUGAUGGAAAAAUGCACUCUUCGCUUUGAUCCAGAACCAAUGCUGUUGCUGUCUGUGAUGGAAACACUCACUGAGCAUGGUGGGCUUUUAUCAGAGCUGACUUUCUUUAAUCAUGUCUUUCAUCAUCGAAGCGAAACAAUGGUUAUUUUGUGAUUCAUUUUUUUCCCCGACACAAAGCCACUAUUAUGAUAAACCAUUCUAAAAAGCAGCAUGUGUGCAUACUUAUAUGCCCAUGAAAGUGCCAUACAAUUCCUAAUAAUGGCACCAGAGCAUUGGUGCAUUAUUUCUCUGGAUGCUACAGUACCUUAUUCCACCAAGCGAGGAAGAGCUCAUUACUGAACAAUAUUUCCCGUCAUGCCAAGAACACUGUGUCAUUGAGAGAGAAAGAGGAGUGAGAGAGAGAGAGAGAGAGAGAGAGAGAGAGGCAGGGGAAGAGAGAGAUAUAAAGAGAGAAGGAAAGAGGGAAGAAGAGCGAGAGAGACAGAGACAGAGAGAGCGAAAGAGAGGAUGCUGAGCAUUUCCCUCGGGAGUGUUUCUUCUUGAGGAGACUUUCAGAGAGUAAGAGUGAUGAUUGCUGAUUUGACACGGCGUAUGCAGCGAGGGAAGGACAAGCGGAGAUAAACAGUGUUUGUAAACACAAAGUAGCCAGAACAAAAGAAGAAGAAAAAGCAGGACAGAAACACACCGCCAGAGGACGGCUUGGAGAAAAUCAAGUGCUGGCGAGAAGAAUGCAAGGAAACGCCCCUAAUGGAAUGGAAUAGUACAAUGGCUGCAUUGAGGAAAAACGACAACCCUCCUUUUCAACCAGAAUCCCACCACUAGGCUGUAUUAAAGCAGUCGAGGGUACUGAAUUAAUGUCAAGCGUCUCGUGGAGGCAGCAUCAUGCUGCACCGCUGGAAGUAGCUGGAGGACCACCCAUGGAGAUUCCGCCUUCUCGACGUUCUCAAUGCUCCUAACACACACCAAGUAAACAGAAAUGCCUUCAAAGGUCAGCUGCUUAUACUUGUUGACGGUCGUUUGCUGGGCUAGCGCUCUCUGGUACCUGAGUCUGUCCCGUCCCUCCACCUCCUACGUGGGCCAGCUGUCCAUCCCCAUCCGCCAGAAGACCAAGCUCACCAAGAACGUGACCUUCAGCAAUAUACGGACUCGGCCGCUCAACCCGCACUCCUUCGACUUUGUCAUCAACGAGCCCAAGAAGUGUGAGACGGAGGCACCUUUCUUAGUCAUCCUGAUCAGCACCACCCACAAGGAGUUUGAUGCACGUCAAGCGAUUCGAGAGACGUGGGGCGACGAGAGCACGUUCGGCGAUGACGUUCGCGUCCUCACACUCUUCCUGCUUGGGUGGAACACGGAUCCGGUGCUCAACCAGAUGGUGGAACAGGAGAGCCAGAUCUUCCACGAUGUCGUGGUGGAGGACUUCAUAGACUCCUACCACAACCUCACCCUCAAGACCCUGAUGGGCAUGCGCUGGGUGGCCACCUUCUGCCCCAAGGCACAGUACGUCCUCAAGACGGACUCGGACAUCUACGUCAACAUGGAGAACCUGGUCUACAACCUCCUCAAGCCCGCCAGCAAGCCGCGGAGACGCUACUUCACGGGCUACGUCAUCAACGGAGGUCCGAUCAGAGACAUGCGCAGUAAGUGGUACAUGCCCAGAGACCUUUACCCUGAGACUAAGUACCCGCCUUUCUGCUCGGGCACUGGGUACGUGUUCUCGGCGGAUGUGGCCGAGCUCAUCUACAAGACGUCCCUGCACACCAGACUGCUUCACCUGGAGGAUGUGUACGUGGGGCUGUGCCUUCGUAAACUGGGCAUCCACCCCUUCCAGAACAGUGGCUUCAACCACUGGAAGAUGGCCUACAGUCUGUGCCGCUACAGACGGGUCGUAACGGUCCACCAGAUCUCCCCGGAGGAGAUGCACCGCAUCUGGAAUGACAUGACCAGCAAGAAACACCUCAAGUGUUAAUCAGCUACCUACAGUUAGUGCCAAUGUGAAGAGGCCCUGAAAUCUUCAUCUUCUUCUUCUUCUUCUUUAUUGCUUCUUCUCUUCCUCCUCCUCUGCCCCUUCUACCUCUUCCCAUCUCUGCUUUUCUUUGUCACUGUACAGCACAUGACCCUGAGGGAGCAGUACUGUAACAAUAACCAUCUGGCCGUUUGCAUAGUCUAAGUGGCGCUUCGCUAAAUGCCUCUUUAUCAGACCAAGGUUUCUCUCUGCUUUUGUAACUCCUGCGUUCUCCCCCUAUUAAUGAGUUUAAAGGCCACAGUUUAGAAAAUAAAAUGAUUCUGUAUAUUUUCUGAAAUAUGUUUGAUUAAAAAAUCCACUCUAUGAAAAUCAAAUAAUGUCCCAUGCAACAGUAUACCAUUUGCACCAUAUGUUGUUUAUGAGAUGAAAUCACUAAAACACAGAGGUAGAAGCUUAGCAGUGGGACAGAAUUGGCUCAGAUGCUAUUAGGCUAAUCUAUGUAGGCAAUGCUGCUAAUUUCCAGAAAAAGUCUGGCCCUAUUACUGAAGUAGUAGGGAUGAUAAGAAAUACCAAGAUAUACAACCUAUGUAAACGUUCUGCUGUCAGUUAGGUUGAUAAUGAAUGUCCACUCUUAAUUUCCAGUCUUUGUAUAUUUAAUAAAGAUGUAUUUGUGGGAUGCACUGUUUUGGUACCGCAACAGAUGUUGUCAUAGUGAAAAGACCAUGAUAAGUUCACAAUAGACAUAGAUUGAGUGUUCAUUGGAAUGAUCUAAGAUCGUUAGAACAGGAGACUAACAGUUCAAUGGACCUACUGUGUGACACGACGGACAUACAUGCCUCUGCAAUUGAGUUGUAAUAUACUGUUUUAAAGAUCAAACCUAUUUUCUUACUAUGGAUCUGGAGUCCUUUGUAUUGUACUAGGUAGAGAAUGACUUCAUUUCUUGGACACCCGUAUUUCUUAUGGGACGGUACAAAUGGCGAUAUAACGCCAUUAACCACAUGCAUUCCCCGGUGAAUGUUAUUCCAUCUGUAUGUGAGGCGCAAUUCUUUUUCCCCCGCUCUUUAAGCCGCGCGGUGACGAGACAGACGGCAGAGUGUUAUAUUUUCUAUUACUUGAAACCAGAGGGACGACACGACCAACGGCUGCAUUACAUUAAAGACGUGUUUCAUUUGA
Messenger RNA from Oncorhynchus gorbuscha (pink salmon), 3453 nucleotides. Its product is annotated as beta-1,3-galactosyltransferase 1-like. The transcript has 2 exons. Gene Ontology annotation, cellular component: membrane. The coding region runs from base 1294 to 2283 and encodes 329 amino acids. The record is from RefSeq and is a predicted model, not a curated record. Gene Ontology annotation, molecular function: N-acetyl-beta-D-glucosaminide beta-(1,3)-galactosyltransferase activity. NCBI's taxonomy places the organism in Eukaryota, Metazoa, Chordata, Actinopteri, Salmoniformes, Salmonidae.